UAUUUAUCGGAACUUGAUUAUUUUGGUAUAUCUCCAUCUCGACGUUAAACCGCAUAUUUGACAAAGCAGUUUGUGGUCACAUCUUAACACAGGUGUUAAAUAAAACAGCUUUAAGAAAGCUCUUCUUUUUUUUUUUGUAAGCAAAAAAGUCUGAAUUCAUCUAAAAGAAUCAUUUAUUCAAUAACAAACGCAACAAAACACACACAAAUGAUGCAAAAAUACGAAUUUUGAUUUUAAGUUAUUCGUUUAAUUAAUGUGAUAGUGUGUGCUAUGUGACCAAUGCUUUUGUUGUUGUAAAUGUGCAAAGAAUCAAUUACAAGCAAAUCGAGCAGCUCGAGCAGUAAUCAAAAAAAGAAAAGAAAAACAACAAAAAGCCCAACUUUAUCUGCUACAUUAAGGACAACAUCGUUUUCUUUGAGCCUAACCAUGAUGACACCAUUUGAUGAUUUUAUCUAUUUAAUUAAUCACGUGCUGCUUGGCGAAGAACCGACUAUCGAGGAUUUCAUACUGCUUGUGGGCACAUUGGUGGCAUUCAUAGCAUUCAUACUGUGGUGCUGUUUUCCCAUACAGCCAAAGGAGCCGGGACAACAUCGUCAAUUUACAUGCAAGAUAAUACCGAAUCAUAUAAAGGCAUUUGAUGCUGCAGCCGCCGCCGCUGCUGCCGCUACCGUUACGAACAGCAGCGGCAGCACUGAUAAGGGAACCGGCAACAACAACAGCAGCGGCGGCGCCAACAACAACACAAACACAAAUACAAAUGGCAACAACGGGACGACGGGCAGUGGUGCCCAUAAUAAUGGCGGCAAUAAUCUUAGCCAAUACAAUGGCGCCGGCGGUGGCAGCAUCAGCGGCAGCUAUAGCAAAAACGGCAGUGUGGCCAUGCACAAUUAUUAUGUGAAGAGCGGCCAUCAUUGCUGCACCUAAUGGCAGAUGGCAAGGUUGCCACCACGGCGCAGCAGCUUUGUAGUUUAAAAUCUUAGUUUACAAUUUGUGUAUGUGUUUAAAUUUUUUUUUUUCUUUGUGUAAUUUAAGUUUGUGCUAUGAUUGUCAUAAUAAUUGUGCCAAUUUGUUGUUCAAAAAGCGCAGCUAACUUGAACGUUAUUCCCCUAAACUCGUCCCUUUACCCCAAACGAUAACACAACACUUGCCCCCUACACUCGAUACUUGAUACUCGAUACACUUGGGUGUUUGAAUAUAAUUCGCAAGCACAUUUGAAUUGUAAUUGCUCAGACUGAUUUGAUCGUGGCGAAAAGUCCAUGAUGACGUUGAAAUAUGAUUGAGAAAAUGAGAAAUGAAAAGAAUGAAAAGUAUGACGCAAAAGUUUUUAAAACUUCCUUCAUUUAGUAACAAGUAUAUAUAUAUAUAUAUAUUUAUAAUUGUAUUGUAUU
Drosophila sulfurigaster albostrigata is the source of this 1388-nucleotide messenger RNA. Its product is annotated as nuclear transcription factor Y subunit alpha. NCBI's taxonomy places the organism in Eukaryota, Metazoa, Arthropoda, Insecta, Diptera, Drosophilidae. The record is from RefSeq and is a predicted model, not a curated record. The transcript is spliced from 3 exons. Bases 298 to 924 code for a protein of 208 amino acids.